Budorcas taxicolor (takin) is the source of this 1574-nucleotide messenger RNA. RefSeq names its product ATPase H+ transporting V0 subunit d1 (gene ATP6V0D1). NCBI's taxonomy places the organism in Eukaryota, Metazoa, Chordata, Mammalia, Artiodactyla, Bovidae. Gene Ontology annotation, cellular component: plasma membrane proton-transporting V-type ATPase complex; vacuolar proton-transporting V-type ATPase complex; early endosome. Bases 88 to 1143 code for a protein of 351 amino acids. The record is from RefSeq and is a predicted model, not a curated record. The transcript is spliced from 8 exons. Gene Ontology annotation, molecular function: proton-transporting ATPase activity, rotational mechanism. Gene Ontology annotation, biological process: vacuolar acidification; proton transmembrane transport; vacuolar transport.
GCUGCGGGCGCCGCGUCAGCUGAUCUUAAGAGUUGUGCUGCGUGCCGGCCGGUCCGGGCCCUAAGGUCCAGCCGACCCGCCGCAGCCAUGUCUUUCUUCCCGGAGCUUUACUUCAACGUGGACAAUGGCUAUUUGGAGGGACUGGUGCGCGGCCUGAAGGCUGGGGUGCUCAGCCAGGCGGACUACCUCAACCUGGUGCAGUGCGAGACGCUCGAGGACCUGAAGCUGCACCUGCAGAGCACUGACUAUGGCAACUUUCUGGCCAAUGAGGCUUCGCCGCUGACAGUGUCCGUCAUCGAUGACCGGCUCAAGGAGAAGAUGGUGGUGGAGUUCCGUCACAUGAGGAACCAUGCAUAUGAGCCGCUUGCCAGCUUCCUGGACUUCAUUACUUACAGCUACAUGAUCGACAACGUAAUCCUGCUCAUCACGGGCACGCUGCACCAGCGCUCUAUCGCCGAGCUUGUGCCUAAGUGCCACCCGCUCGGCAGUUUCGAGCAGAUGGAAGCCGUGAACAUCGCACAGACACCUGCCGAGCUCUACAAUGCUAUUCUGGUGGACACGCCCCUGGCGGCGUUUUUCCAGGACUGCAUCUCAGAGCAGGACCUCGAUGAGAUGAACAUCGAGAUCAUCCGCAACACGCUCUACAAGGCCUACCUGGAAUCCUUCUACAAGUUCUGCACCCUGCUGGGUGGGACCACGGCCGACGCCAUGUGCCCCAUCCUGGAGUUUGAAGCAGACCGCCGCGCUUUCAUCAUCACCAUUAACUCCUUCGGCACAGAGCUGUCCAAGGAGGACCGUGCCAAGCUCUUCCCGCACUGUGGACGGCUCUACCCAGAGGGCCUGGCCCAGCUGGCUCGAGCUGACGACUAUGAACAGGUCAAGAACGUGGCCGACUACUACCCGGAGUACAAGCUGCUUUUCGAAGGUGCGGGCAGCAACCCUGGAGACAAGACCCUGGAGGACCGAUUCUUCGAGCACGAGGUGAAACUGAACAAGUUGGCCUUUCUGAACCAGUUCCACUUUGGUGUUUUCUAUGCCUUUGUGAAGCUCAAAGAGCAGGAAUGUCGCAACAUUGUGUGGAUUGCCGAGUGCAUCGCCCAGCGCCAUCGGGCCAAGAUUGAUAACUACAUCCCUAUCUUCUAGCACCCUGGACCAAGGCUCCCUAGUGCGUGUGUACAUGUGUGUCUGUGUGCUGUGACAAAGCUCACGGCUCACCCACCUGCCCUGGGGGAGCAUGCUGUCCCCGUGGCUGCCCCGCCUCCCUGACCCUCUCCGAGACUGUUCUUGGGCCUGCAGGGGGGCUGGGCACCUGCUCCCACACCAAGGAUGGACCAAGCCCCCACCUCCAGAGCAAGGAGGCCCCCUCAGCCCUGUGUUUACAGCCGCUGACGUGUCUGAGAAGCAUGUGGUCAUUUUUGUGUCCCUCCCUAACCCAAGAACCCCUGGGGGGAGUGUGAACCUUCUCUUCCCUCAGUGGGCCCCCCAGAGCCAUGGCCAGGAUAAAGUAUGUGUGUUCUUGGGAAAUGGGGGAGUAGCUCUGCCCUUCCAAGAUAAUAAAAACUUCUCUAAGCCCA